Messenger RNA from Homarus americanus (American lobster), 1783 nucleotides. RefSeq names its product 4F2 cell-surface antigen heavy chain-like (gene CD98hc). Lineage: Eukaryota; Metazoa; Arthropoda; Malacostraca; Decapoda; Nephropidae. The record is from RefSeq and is a predicted model, not a curated record. Bases 148 to 1563 code for a protein of 471 amino acids. Gene Ontology annotation, biological process: amino acid transport. The transcript has 11 exons.
GUGUGGUGGUGCCAGGCAGGAGACUCCCGUGACGACAGGCAGACCGAGGCGAGACGUCAUACUGAACUAUUUGGCACGAAGCCCUACGACUUCAUCCGAGUAACAAGAUUAUUUUUAGCUGAGUGAGGUUCGCCAAGAGCUGUGAUCAUGACUGAGGAGAAGACCGGCGUCAAAAACGGCGCAGCAAACACUGAAAUGGCACCGCAAGAAGACGGUACUAAGGUUCCCCUGACCAACGACAGCCCUGAGCAGGUGAAGUUUACGACUGGCAAUGAUCCACCAAAUGGAGAUGUCAAGAUUGACUUGCCAGCCCCAACCUUCAAUGGACUAUCUAAGGAGGAGUUGAUGAAAUAUAGUGAUGACCCAUUUUGGAUUCGGCUUCGAUGGGCUCUUUUCAUCUUAUUCUGGGUGGGUUGGGCUGCAAUGUUGGUGGUAGCAAUUGUGAUCAUUAUUCAGGCUCCACGCUGUGCUCCAAAGGAAACACUUGACUGGGUUCAGGAAUCUGCGAUGAUUAAGUAUGAUUUGAAUGCCCCUAUUGAAGCUGACAACACUACUGGUGAAACUCAUGAGGACUUGAUCAAGAUGGCAGCAGACUUGGGUAUUACAACUGUGUAUUUAGAAGACCUCAUUAGUCCCCAAGACUUUGAGAAUAUCAACACAGGUCUUUACACUAAGAACGAUGUUCUUAAUGUUCUAAAGGCAGCAAGUGCUAAUGGUCUGCAUGUGGUGACAGACUUUGUGCCAACACAAGUGGGAGAAGACAAUACAUGGUUCCAGGAUCCUGAAAUGAAAAGUUUCUUCAAGCCCAAUUCUAGGGACCUGGACUUUGGUAACUCGGGCCUCUUGGAAAAGCUUACAAAACUGUUCAGUGGUGUAUGGAAGGAAAAGGGUGUUGAUGGCUACUUGAUGAAGAUAGCAGACACAGAAGAGUUACUGAAUGCCAGCAUCAUACUAAACAAGAAUCUAGAGGCAGUUGAUGGGGCUGUUGUGCAUGGUAUUGUAGACCUGAUGCAAGAACUGGUGGCGGGCUUUGAAGCCAGGAUAUACCGAGAGUUCCUUGACGAACACGCUAUUGAUAGUUGGUCUUACUACAAGUUUAACCCCACAGUAGCCCAAGGAAAGAUCUCCGAAGACUAUGUGCGUUUGGUGACCCUCUCUCUCUUCUUGGUGCCUGGGACCCCAAUCCUUGAUGGAAUUAAUAAUACUUAUUUUGAAAAUCAGAAAACCUUUAUAAAGUCUCUCUCUGAUAUCCGAGAGAAAGAAUCCGUUCAAGUGGGCAAGAUGAACUUUGUUAAUGGGACAGAUGAAGAUGUCAUAGCAUUUGCCAGGAAUCCAGUGAUGAAGGGCACACCCGGUUAUGCUGUUGCUAUAAACAUGCAUAACUCCAAUAAUGCCACGGUUAAUUUCACAUCAAUUCCGGGGGUGUCUGAUAAGGGUGACAACGCAUUGAGGUCAACUGUUGAUAUUGCAGUUAACAGCCACAAUCUUGGACGAUCAGACAUGUCUUCAGUGUUCUUAGGGCCACUGGAGGGUUUAGUCAUACAGUUUGUGCCAAGUUUCUAAACUGUACGUGAAGGAUGCAGCAAGUUGAUCCUCUGAAAUUUGACUGCAGCUUACAUACCGAGCACUGUAACUGACAGUUGCUCCUAUAUGCUCGGGACGAUUAUUCCCCUGCAGGCAACUCUCGUAGACUGACUCGCACACCUGAAUGCUUUUUUAUUUUAUUAAAUUUUUAGAACAGCUGUUAUAAUUUUAAUUGUUCGUGCUGUAAUGAAAACUAUUG